Messenger RNA from Ustilago hordei, 789 nucleotides. RefSeq lists its product as uncharacterized. Gene Ontology annotation, cellular component: nucleus; RNA polymerase I upstream activating factor complex. Gene Ontology annotation, biological process: transcription initiation at RNA polymerase I promoter; nucleolar large rRNA transcription by RNA polymerase I. The record is from RefSeq and is a predicted model, not a curated record. The transcript has 3 exons. Gene Ontology annotation, molecular function: RNA polymerase I cis-regulatory region sequence-specific DNA binding. The coding region runs from base 1 to 789 and encodes 262 amino acids. Lineage: Eukaryota; Fungi; Basidiomycota; Ustilaginomycetes; Ustilaginales; Ustilaginaceae.
AUGUCUCAAUCUCGUCCUCUCGACCCGGCCAUCGUCGCCCUCCUCCGCCCGGCCAUCAUCCAGAUCCUUAACAGCGCCGACCUCAGCUCGAUCUCUGCAAAGAAGGUUCGCGCACAACUUGCACAGCUUCCACCAAACGCUCUCCCAUCCGCUCUCGAUCUCUCGGCAAGUAAAAAGCAGGUCGACCAAGUCAUCCGUGACUGCUUCGAUCAGAUUUCUAAAGGCAUGCCUCCUCCACCACAGUCUCCUACCUCUUACAAUGGUGCUUCUUCUGCACCACCCUCCGGUGGCCUUGCUCUUCCAGGUCUCGGUGGUGUGAGAGGUGGUCACACUGCUGCUCCCACCACCGCUGCAUCCUCGACUACUUGCUCUAAGCCUGCACCUGCUAAAGCUCCCGCAUCCAACGGUACCAAGCCAAAAGCGGAACCCAAGCCAAAAGUGGAACCCAAGCCAAAGAAGAAGCCCACAAAGAAACGUGCGGCUACCGAGGAGCAAGAGGAUGACGAGCCGCCAAAGAAGAGGGCUGCCAACCCUAACAACCCUUUCAACCGUCCACUUAUCUUGUCGCCAAAGAUGGCUCAAGUAUGCGGUGGCAAUGAGAUGCCACGACACGCAGUCGUAAAGCAACUCUGGGCAUACAUCAAGUCAAAUAACCUGCAAAACGAGAGCAACAAGCGUCAAAUCCUCUGUGAUGCCAAGCUUACAGACAUCUUUGGAAAGGAAUCCGUAGACUCCUUCGAAAUGGCAAAGCUCAUCGGCUCUCACCUUACCAAGAAGGAUGAUGCAUGA